This is a messenger RNA of Caenorhabditis briggsae, 1098 nucleotides long. The record is from RefSeq and is a predicted model, not a curated record. Gene Ontology annotation, biological process: embryo development. Lineage: Eukaryota; Metazoa; Nematoda; Chromadorea; Rhabditida; Rhabditidae. Bases 1 to 1098 code for a protein of 365 amino acids. The transcript has 3 exons.
AUGGACAUUGUGCCUCUUUUCCCGCCAGAGUUCGAAUGGCCGGAAAAUGUGAUAACCAAAAUUUUUCUCCAUCUGCCACUAGAAUUGCUAAUCCGACUGAUUCUGCAAUUUCCCGAGUACAGAGCUCUGUUCUCCGCUCAUCAAAUACAUGUCGACGCGCUAAAAUGGAGAAUUUAUAACUACUGCUAUAUAAGAUUAAAAAGAGGAGAAGAGACCGUUAUGCUUCACAUCAAAGGGGAUCUACGCAAAAGAAGAAGAACUCCACGAAUCAUUACGAUGACAUCCAUUGAAUUUGAAAAGUAUGGGUUUUAUCGGGAUACAACUCAAUUGGAUAUGUGCGUAGAUGAGGACAACUUGGAUUCAUCCAACAUGGAGCUUUUAAAACAUUUGAGUGAAAUGUUGCUUCCUUCACUCAACGUGGCCAACUUCGAUCUGAGAUUCUACCCAAUUGAUGCUAGAGUUAGUUUUGUACACUGCUUCAUUUUCAAAAUGAUUCGAAGAUUUCGGAUUCUCGAGUUUUUUCAACUCCGUCCUAAAGAGUGUGAAACCAACGCUGACCACAACCUCAGAGCAAGAAGACUUAUUUUGCAGUAUAAAUAUAUGCAAAAUGAAAUUGAAGUCGACCAUCUCAAAGUCCAUUUCACGGAGAUGCCUCUUUUUACUGAGAUUCCACUUCGAAAGGGUUUGGAUUCGCGAUUCAUGAGCCGUUUGUAUCCUUUGAGAACAAGAAACAUGACAAUCUGGGAUACGGAAUUCAUAAAUCUUCGCUCGCUUUUGCAAAUGGAAUGUGAAAAUCUUACAGUUAGUCGAGAAGAAAUGAGGGGAUCAGAUAUUGGUGCAUUGAUGAAAGCAUGGAUGAAUGGAGGACUUAGAAAAUUGAAAACAUUCUAUUGUUACAGUAGAGAAUUUCAAAUUGAUCCAGAAGGAUUCCAAGGAAUACCAGCCAAACCAACUUCCACACCUCCUCCGCCGAUGUUUCCACACCCUGAAUAUUGGACCCGGUACGCACUAGAAAUUAUUCGUAUUGAGGAUGGUAGAAGUGCAAAUGUCCUUUGGUAUGAGGAUGAGUUCUGGUUUUACAUCAUUGAAGGAAACUAA